Messenger RNA from Oncorhynchus kisutch (coho salmon), 3238 nucleotides. Its product is annotated as tRNA-dihydrouridine(16/17) synthase [NAD(P)(+)]-like. The coding region runs from base 260 to 1768 and encodes 502 amino acids. Gene Ontology annotation, molecular function: tRNA dihydrouridine synthase activity. The transcript is spliced from 14 exons. The record is from RefSeq and is a predicted model, not a curated record. Lineage: Eukaryota; Metazoa; Chordata; Actinopteri; Salmoniformes; Salmonidae.
ACAAUUCGUAUGAUAUUUGAGGAACAUCGUUACAGCUGACUAUAGAGAGAGCUCACAACUCCGAAAGGUAGUUUAAAUGGAAAUGUGUGUUCAGUAAUGUUCAAAAGCAAAGUUACUGAAACCAGGCGGUAGCUUUUACCACUUAUCGUUUCCCCUCGGUCAUAUUUGACUGUUACACUGGUUUGGCACUCGAACCACCGUUGAUAACAUCCUGGAGUAAAUUUUACAAAGUGUUUCUCAUACAGGUCAGGUUGCUGUGAUGGCGGUGAAGCUGCAAGGCUUUGAGUUCUGGAAGACCACGCUGAGGGGGGCGCGUUACGUCGUUGCACCCAUGGUGGACCAGAGCGAACUGGCCUGGCGUCUACUGAGCCGUCGCCAUGGCGCCGAGCUGUGCUACACGCCCAUGCUGCACGCGCAGGUGUUUGUACGUGACGCCAACUACAGGAAAGACAACCUGUACAGCGAAGUCUGCCCCGAAGACAGGCCGCUUAUUACACAGUUCUGUGCCAACGACCCAGAGGUGUUUGUCCAGGCAUGUCUACUGGCUCAGGACUACUGUGAUGCUAUCGAUCUCAACCUGGGAUGCCCACAGAUGAUCGCCAAGAGAGGGCACUACGGAGUCUUCCUACAGGAUGAGUGGGAGCUGCUGGAGAAGAUGGUGAAGCUAGCCAAUGAGAAGAUCUCUGUUCCCAUCACCUGUAAGAUCCGUGUGUUUAACAAGAUGGAGGAGACUGUUCAGUACGCUCAGAUGCUGGAGAAGGCUGGAUGCCAGCUGCUGACCGUCCACGGUCGGACCAAGGACCAGAAAGGACCCGCCACGGGCAUCGCUAGCUGGGAACACAUCAAGGCUGUACGGAACGCUGUUAACAUCCCUGUGUUCGCUAACGGUAACAUCCAACACCUGAGUGAUGUGGAGCAGUGUAUGGAGGAGACUGGAGUACAGGGGGUGAUGAGUGCAGAGGGGAACCUCCAUAACCCAGCUCUGUUUGAGGGUCACAGCCCUCCUGUAUGGGAGAUGGCUGAGGAGUAUCUAGAGGUGGUCAGUCAGUACCCUCCCUGUACCCUGUCCUAUGUCCGAGCACACCUCUUCAAGCUCUGGCACCACACGCUGCAGAUCCACAAGGACCUGAGAGAGGAGCUGGCCAAGGUGAAGAACCUGCAGGGGCUGACAGAGGUCAGCAGACAACUCAGACUACGCUGCCAGGAGGAGAUAACCAAUGGAGGAGAGGAGGCGGGGCAGGUGGUUGGGCUGCCAUUCCCUCAUUGGAUCUGCCAGCCGUACGUCAGACCAGUGCCGAAGGCUCCGGUUGCUAACAGCAACGGUACGGAGGUGAAGGCAGGGUGUCACAAGAGGGCGUUGUCACAGGAGGACUCGGACGGGGCGAGCGAUGCCCUCUCCAAAAACAAACAGAAGAAGAAAGCCAGGAACCCCCAGAAGAACUUCUGUCCCGAGCAGAAACCAAAGUACAUCAAGUGUGAGCAGUGUGGAAAUCCAAAGGGUAAUCAGUGUGUAUUCAACCUGUGUCGAGGCUGCUGUAAAAAGAAGGCCCACAAGGAGGUGGCAGACUGCCCAAGUCACGGGCUGAGGUUCAAGACCAAGGCAGAGAAACAGAAGUCAGAGCGGCAAGAGGAGGAGGAGGAGGAGGGAAAGAGCAGAGGAUUACAGGAGGAAGAGGAUGGAGGAUUGUUGAACGGGACCCCCAGCCCCCCAACAGACCCCCCACAGAGGACAGACUGUGGCCUGAGACAUGGACUAACAGGGACAUAGACAUCCAUUCAUAUGUAGAGCAGUACACACACACACACACACACACAGCAGGAUGUGGAGAACUUUAUCCAUCAACAGUAUACAGAGACACAAGAACGUAUUGUAAGGAACACACACGUGCAUCCAUACUGUCUCAUACAUACUCGCCACUGUCCUCCAUUGCUGCUGUGCUGAACUGGCUUUGAUGGGGUUUCACCACUACGCCCUCCUCCUCCUACCUGACUGACUGGGGGAGUCUUCCUGGACUGAUGUAAUGAUUAGACUCCUCCUACAUGACUGAUGUAAUGGAUAGACUCCUCCUACCUGACUGACUGGGGGAGUCUUCCUGGACUGAUGUAAUGGAUAGACUCCUUCUAACUGACUGACUGGGGGAGUCUUCCUGGACUGAUGUAAUGGAUAGACUCCUCCUACAUGACUGAUGUAAUGGAUAGACUCCUCCUCCUACCUGACUGGGGGAGUCUUCCUGGACUGAUGUAAUGGAUAGACUCCUCCUACCUGACUGAUGUAAUGGAUAGACUCCUUCUACCUGACUGACUGGGGGAGUCUUCCUGGACUGAUGUAAUGGAUAGACUCCUCCUACAUGACUGAUGUAAUGGAUAGACUCCUCCUACCUGACUGACUGGGGGAGUCUUCCUGGACUGAUGUAAUGGAUAGACUCCUCCUACCUGACUGACUAGGGGAGUCUUCCUGGACUGAUGUAAUGGAUAGACUCCUCCUACCUGACUGACUGGGGGGAGUCUUCCUGGACUGAUGUAAUGGAUAGACUCCUCCUACCUGACUGACUGGGGGAGUCUUCCUGGACUGAUGUAAUGGAUAGACUCCUCCUACCUGACUGAUGUAAUGGAUAGACUCCUCCUACCUGACUGACUGGGGGAGUCUUCCUGGACUAAUUUCUCUCUUGGACUUUAGCAUAACAAGUCAAGCUUUGAAGUCAACGGGAGAUUCACCCCCAAAAAGUCCAUGUGGGUCUUCCUCGUUGGUCUGCAGCCGCUUCUGGAAGGAGGAAGAGCUCAUGGAGUCGUAACAGUACAGGAAGGAGGAAGAGCUCAUGGAGUCGUAACAGUACAGGAAGGAGGAAGAGCUCAUGGAGUCGUAACAGUACUAUCCCAGUACUGCUCAAUCUCUACAUUUAUUUGUCCUUUUGGUUGUGGUCAAUAAUGGGACUAUUUCCUGGUGAUCUUUGUCCCCCCCCUGAACUAGAAGGAUAUUUUAUCACCUGACUGUUAGAAUGGUGACUGUCUGUUAGAAUGGUGACUGUCUGUUAGAAUGGUGACUGUCUGUUAGAAUGGUGACUGUCUGUUAGAAUGGGGACUGACUGUUAGAAUGGGGACUGACUGUUAGAAUGGGGACUGUUUGUUAGAAUAUCCUUCUGUUAGAAUGGUGACAGUCUGUUAGAAUGGUGACUGUCUGUUAGAAUGGUGACUGUCUGUUAGAAUGGUGACUGUCUGUUAGAAUGGUGACUGACUGUUA